ACGGUGUUUACUUUGCCCCAGAGUUGUGUUCUGUGGGAUUGUGCAAAGUCUGGGAACAGUGAGGGCAUUAGGACCAGGAGCGAGGCGCACGCUUGGCUCCCGAUGUGUCUGGCAGAGGGCUCUCAGCUGAGCUCGGAGCUAUGUGUGAAAGGAAAUCAGGCGCUGCCUGCGGCUUCACAUCUGUUGAUCUGACCUGACUUGAAGUGUCCAAAGGAGGACGACUGUCAGCUCUGAUGGAAUGAGGACCUACCAGCUCCCCUCAAGACAUCGCAUAGCAACCUGACCAUUCAUGUGAGCGCAUGUGGUGGGGGGGAGACGAAACACAUGAGACCAAACACCUGAGCAGAAUGGAAUAAUUUUUUCCCCCAAGGAGAUAAAGAGGGUAAAAGGGGCAAAACGAUUCCAUUUGAAGACCCCGUGAAUGGGCUUUCAGAAGGCAAUUACAGAAAUCCACUCAGAGAGGGAGGAACCAGUGUGGGACCUGGGUCCCGUGGCUUCCUGAUUGUGAGUAGUCAGUCCUGCACAUGCUGUUGGCAAAUGCCAGAUGGAAAAAAAGGAGCAGGUUAAGUGACCAGCGAGAAACUUCCAGGUGGAUCUAGGAAGCCAGGUUCUCCUGCAAGCCUGAAGGAACCUGGAGCUGGAGGAGGACGCAAACUUGAAUAUGACCUGUUGCACUUGGCAAGUUCCAGCAACAUGCUCCUAAGGAAGCGAUGCCGGCAUGGACCGAGCAGACUGCCAUUCCUGCUGCUCUUGCUGAUGCUGGGGUGCGUGCUGCUGAUGGUGGCCGUGCUGCUCCCUCCCCCGCAUGCCCCACACCCUGCGGUCACAGCCCAGGCCACCCAGCGCAGCCCAGAUGCUGGGUAUCGCCUGGACUUUGGGGAAUCCCAGGAAUGGGUGCUGGAGGCCGAGGAUGAGGGCCAAGAGUACAGCCCCCUGGAGGGCCUGCCCCCCUUUAUCUCUCUGAGGGAGGAUCAGCUCCUGGUGGCCGUGGCCUCACCCAGGGCCAGAAGGAACAAGACCCAGAGCAGGAGAGGUGGCAGCUACCGGCUCAUCAAACAGCCAAGCAGAAGGCAGGAUGAAGAGGCUCCUCCAGAGAGAGACUGGGCCGCGGAGGAGGAAGAUGGGGCAGCAUCUGAAGAUGAGCUGACCCCACGCAGCCUGGAGGAGGCGUUCAGUGCCCGUAUCCCCCUGCAGAGGGCGCUGCCUGAGGUACGGCAUCCACUGUGUCUGCAGCAGCACCAUGGAGACAGCCUGCCCACCGCCAGCAUCAUCCUCUGUUUCCACGACGAGGCCUGGUCCACCCUCCUGAGGACCGUGCAGAGCAUCCUUGACACAGUGCCCAGGGCCUUUCUGAAGGAGAUCAUCUUGGUGGACGACCUCAGUCAGCAAGGACAACUCAAGUCUUCUCUCAGCGAGUAUGUGGCCAGGCUGGAGGGGGUGAAGUUGCUCAGAAGCAACAGGAGGCUGGGGGCCAUUGGGGCCCGGAUGCUGGGGGCCACCAGGGCCACUGGGGAUGUGCUGGUCUUCAUGGAUUCCCACUGUGAGUGCCACCCGGGCUGGCUGGAGCCCCUCCUCAGCAGAAUAGCUGGUGACAGGAGCCGAGUGGUGUCUCCUGUCAUAGAUGUAAUUGACUGGAAGACCUUCCAGUAUUACCCCUCCAAGGACCUGCAGCGUGGGGUGUUGGACUGGAAGCUGGAUUUCCACUGGGAGCCUCUGCCGGAGCGAGACAGGAAGGCCCUCCAAUCCCCCAUUAGCCCCAUCAGGAGCCCCGUGGUGCCCAGCGGGGUUGUGGCCAUCGACAGACAUUACUUCCAAAACACUGGAGCGUAUGACCCUCUCAUGUCUCUGCAGGGUGGCGAAAACCUCGAGCUGUCUCUCAAGGUCUGGCUCUGUGGUGGCUCCGUUGAAAUCCUCCCCUGCUCUCGGGUGGGACACAUCUACCGGAAUCGGGAAACCCACUCCCCCGUUGAUCAGGGGGCCACUCUGCGGAACAAGGUUCGCAUUGCUGAGACUUGGCUGGGCUCUUUCAAAGAGACCUUCUACAGGCAGAGCCCAGAGGCCUUCUCCUUGAGCAAGACCGAGAAGCCAGACUGCACAGAACGCCUGCAGCUGCAAAGGAGGCUGGGCUGUCGGAUGUUCCACUGGUUUCUGGCCAACAUCUACCCUGAGCUGUACCCAUCGGAGUGCAGGCCCAGGUUCUCUGGAAAGCUCCACAACACUGGACUUGGCUUCUGUGUAGAUUGCCAGGCGGAAGGGGACAUCCUGGGCUGCGCCAUGAGGCUAGCUCCUUGCAGUGACAGCCGGCAGCAGCAGCACCUCAAGCACACCAGCAGGAAGGGGAUCCACUUUGGCAGCCCACAGCACCUGUGCUUUGCUGUCAGGCAAGAGCAGGUGAUUCUUCAGAACUGCACAGAGGAAGGCCCUGACAUCCAUCAACAGUACUGGGACUUCCAAGAGAAUGGAAUGAUUGUCCACAUUCUUUCUGGGAAAUGCAUGGAAGCUGUGGUGCAGGAAAACAGUAAAGAUUUGUACCUGCGCCAGUGUGAUGGAAAAGCCAGCCAGCUGUGGCGAUUUGACAAUGUCAGCAGUGUGGAUAAAUGAUGAAUGCCAGUGUCAGAGGGAAUAGAGAAGCUGAGUCAUCACAAUUCGGCCCCAAGAGAGUUACAAGAGCAUGUAUAUUUCAUGAAGCAGAUCCUUUUGUGUUUGUACUCCUGGUGAUAGUAGAGAAGAAAGCUCUGUGAAUGAAUAUAGAAAGUCUUUCCUUCUUGCACCUUAUUGCAUUGACUGCUGGCUGUUUUAGAAAAAGAAAAAAGAGGAUUCAUUGUCUCAUUGUCUUCAUCACUGGUAGAUGGUCAUUACAUAGUACAUAAGAUUUUUUUUUCUAUUGAGCACUUGAUAAUUGCUUUUAUCUCUCAUAAAGGAAAGAGGCAUGGACAGUCUCAGGUAACACCUCCAAGGAUACAUAAAUCCAAUCGAUAAAUUUUUUGCAAAUAGCCUUACUUUGGAUCAUCUGUGUAGCCAACAAUGAAAAUUAAAGUGUGAAGAGGUUGUAAAGGCCUGAAGUUUCCAGAAUUUUGGAUUAAGCUCAUUAGGACAAAUUCCAUGUUCACUGGCUAAGCCAUAGAAGAAGGAAGAGAAGCCACUGAGCAAAGAAUUGGGUUGAAGAGAGAUGGAAGAGCUUUGACUUAAUUUUCCAGCUCAGCCUGGCAGCUGGAAAGAGCCAGCGGACCUGGAAUAGGAUGUUUUCAUAUAAAUGAGAAUUUCCUCCAUACUUUCUACCUCCAUUAACCCUGCCCUAGCCCUUCUUUACCUUGGUUAACCCCAACCAGAAUCUUGUGCAAUGUAUUUCUCUUUAGUCGUUGGUAUUGGAAGGGUCAGCUCAGACUGAGCAUUCCCAAUAACGAAGUUGAGAAACUCUCCUGAUGCCCGGUUAUAGGGUUUGCAUGGACUGGAUCAGAAAUAGCAACCUCCACAAAAAGGCAAGCUUGCUAGUAGGGAAAUGCCUGCAUUUGAGCCAAAAUUCAUAUGAAAGGAACCAGAGUUGGGUAUUAAUGUCCAUUAGGACUAACGUGGCCAUUUCUUAGCCUGGGACCCCCAUAUGUGCCUGCGGGUUGAAUGAUCACAGCUGGGCAAGGAACAUGAACAUGCCUCCAAUAGAGCAGAUCCAGUGCUAGCAAGACCUGAAUGGCUCUCCUUGCUGUGACCUGGCCUACCUAGUUCGGACAUAAGGAGCUGUUGAGUGGGCUUGGUUCUGCUGUUAGGAAGACACCAUUUAUGCCUAUUUCUCCUCCGAGGAGAGUUCGCUCUCCCUAGGGUCAGCUUAGAAACCUCCCUUCAAAGAUCUUGAUCUCCUCUGGGCUAUCUCAGAAGUCAGUGUGUUUCAAAAAAGAAAAACUAGGUAGGACAUGAUGGUUACUAAACAAUGCCUAUUAUAAUUAUGUAUUCUUUUUCCAUCAGCUUAAGUCAAUGGCCCACUGCAUUUCUCCUUCCUCAGAAUGCACUCCAGACUUGUGCUGUCCACAGUAGCCAUUAGCCGCAUGUGGCUAUUUAAAUGUAAAUUCAUUAAAAAUAAAAAAAUUAGACUCAGUUCUUCAGUUGUACUGGUCACAUGUCUAGGGCUUAAUAGCUGCCCAUGCCUAGUGACUACUGUACUGGAGAGCACAGACAUAGAACAUUCUAUCACAGCAGAUAGUUCUAUUGGACAGUGCUGAUCUGGAUAGACUGAUCAUCCCAUUGAGAGAAGAGAUUUUAGCCACUGUCUUCUUCCUUCAGACAUGUUUAUAUUUAAAACAAAUUCCUCUAACAUCCUGAGGCUGAGAUGGAGCUAAAAAUUCUCAGACAGCAACCUUGUAAAUGGUAUUAAUAGUUGCAAACUAAAAAUUAAACAAGACCUCUAUUUUUUUAAAUAAACUUAAUUAUUGGCAUUGUGAGUAUUUGAAGUUGCUGGAAUAAAUUAAUAUAAUUAAAUAAAAGGCUGAAUUCAAUUGUC
This is a messenger RNA of Lutra lutra (Eurasian river otter), 4489 nucleotides long. It is a transcript of the gene GALNT15, whose product is annotated as polypeptide N-acetylgalactosaminyltransferase 15. The record is from RefSeq and is a predicted model, not a curated record. Gene Ontology annotation, cellular component: Golgi apparatus. Lineage: Eukaryota; Metazoa; Chordata; Mammalia; Carnivora; Mustelidae. The transcript has 10 exons. Bases 694 to 2601 code for a protein of 635 amino acids.